Anoplophora glabripennis (Asian longhorned beetle) is the source of this 2467-nucleotide messenger RNA. It is a transcript of the gene Plod, whose product is annotated as procollagen-lysine,2-oxoglutarate 5-dioxygenase 3. Gene Ontology annotation, cellular component: endoplasmic reticulum. Gene Ontology annotation, molecular function: iron ion binding; L-ascorbic acid binding; procollagen-lysine 5-dioxygenase activity. The transcript has 6 exons. NCBI's taxonomy places the organism in Eukaryota, Metazoa, Arthropoda, Insecta, Coleoptera, Cerambycidae. The annotation marks the transcript as partial. The record is from RefSeq and is a predicted model, not a curated record. Gene Ontology annotation, biological process: peptidyl-lysine hydroxylation.
ACUUAUUGGUAUUUACUGUAGCUACAGAAGCUAAAGAUGGUUUUUUAAGAUAUCUAGAUUCAGCAAACGAAUUUAACAUUAAACCAACGGUACUCGGGUUUGGUGAGAAAUGGAAGGGAGGUGACGAUAUUAAAAGGAAACCAGGAGGAGGAUGGAAAAUUAAUCUCUUAAAGGAAGCCUUGAUUCCAUACAAAGAUGAUACAAAAAAGAUUAUCCUGUUUACAGAUGGAUAUGAUGUGAUUUUUGCAAAUGGAGUUAAUGAAAUUCUCCGACGAUUUGAAAAAUCAAAUGCAAAAGUUUUAUUUGGUUCUGAACCAUAUUGUUGGCCAGAUCUGGAGCUUGCUCCAAAAUAUCCUGAAGUUGUCGAUGGAAAAAGAUUUUUAAAUUCAGGGAUGUAUAUGGGAUAUAUCUCCGAGAUUUUGAAAUUGUUGGAACGAGCUGCCAUUAAAGAUACUGAUGAUGAUCAACUAUUUUUCACAAAAGCUUAUUUGGAUGAAGACUUUCGAAACAGUAUUCAGUUUAAGUUAGAUCACAAAAGUGAAAUAUUCCAGAAUAUAAAUGGUGCAGCAACUGAAUUGGAAAUAUACACUAUAGAUGGUAAAGAAGGAGGUGCAGAAAAAUAUGGUAUAAAAAAUGUUAUUACCCACACAGAACCAAUUAUUUUGCAUGGAAAUGGCCCCUCAAAGAUUACAUUAAAUUAUCUUAGCAAUUAUGUACCAAAUGUAUGGAAUUCAGUAGAGGGGUGUGUUAAAUGUAAACAAAAUAGUAUUAAUCUUAAUAACACACCUGCAUCAGAAUUACCUAUAGUAUUUAUUGCUGUUUUUAUUGAAAUAAAUACACCAUUUCUGGAAGAACAGUUAGAAAAAGUUCAAGCGCUAAAAUACCCCAAAGAUAGAAUACAUCUAUUUAUUCAUAACUCUGCAAAAUAUCAUGCAGUUCAUGUCAAAAAUUUCACUGAAAAGUAUGGCAAUAAAUACUUAUCUGUUAAACAAAUAACACCUGAAGACGGCACAACAGAAUGGGCAGCACGCGAUUUAUCUUUGGAUCAAUGUCUCUCCAAAAAAUGUGAUUUAUAUUUUUCUGUGGAUUCUAUUGCUCAUCUAGACAACCCUUAUACACUUCGUUUACUCAUAGAACAAAAUCGUACAAUUGUAGCUCCCAUGCUCACCAGACCUGGCAAAGCCUGGAGUAACUUUUGGGGUGCACUGACUAAAGAUGGCUUCUAUGCACGUUCAAAUGAUUACAUGGACAUUGUGCACAACGAAAAGAGAGGUCUAUGGAAUGUACCAUUUAUGGCAAAUGUUUAUUUGAUAAAUGCGACACUUUUAAAAAAAUAUGAUAGAAAGCAGUUGCAUUAUAAUAAACCAAAUUUGGAUGCUGAUAUGGCUUUCUGCAGUAUUCUUAGAGAACUUGAUGUGUUUAUGUAUGUUUCUAAUCGUGUUGAUUUUGGGCAUUUAUCCAAUCCCGAUACUUAUGACAUAACUAGAGCUGAACCAGACAUGUAUCAAAUAUUCGAUAAUGAAAUCGAUUGGGAAGAAAAGUAUAUUCAUGAAGAAUAUCCAGAAAACUUUAAUCCUGAAAAAGAGGACAAACAGCCUUGCCCUGAUGUUUAUUGGUUUCCAAUUGUGUCAACAAAGUUUACAACAGCUUUAAUUAAUAUGAUGGAAAGUUAUGGAAAGUGGUCAUCGGGGAAACAUGAAGAUGACCGAUUAGACGGGGGAUAUGAAGCUGUACCUACACGUGACAUUCAUAUGAACCAAGUAGGAUGGGAAAGACACUGGCUUCAUUUCUUAAACAAAUAUGUUAGGCCACUUCAGGAAAAAGUUUUCAUAGGUUACAGUCAUGACCCUCCUAGGUCUUUUAUGAAUUUUGUAGUACGCUACCGACCUGACGAACAACCAAGACUUAGACCUCAUCACGACAGCUCUACAUAUACGAUAAAUAUUGCUUUAAAUCAGAUUGGCAUUGACUAUGAAGGAGGCGGUUGCCGUUUUAUUAGAUACAACUGUAGUGUCGUUGAUACAAAAAUUGGAUGGAUUUUAGUACAUCCUGGCAAAUUAACUCACUAUCAUGAAGGAUUAUUAGUUACAAAAGGAACGAGGUAUAUUAUGAUUUCUUUUGUUGACCCUUAAAAAAGUCACAACCAAAUUUUACUCUUAAUAUAAAUAAACAAUACCUACUUAUUUAGAGAUAGCGAAGUGUUAGAAGAUUUAUAGUUUUAUUACAAAAUCAGAAAUAUAAUAAUGCUUGUUAUAUUUUUAGACUUUUUGCAUUUUGCAUUACUAAUUAAACUAAUGGCAAUAGUUUAACAUCAUUGUAUUUCACGUUAUAUGUAUUGUAAUACUCAUAUUUUUAGAUCUGAUUAAUUAAUAAGUAGAAUAUAUUUAAAACAAUAAUUAAAUGUUAUGAAAAAUUUUAUACCAUUUAUACCAGUUUGUAGAUGACCAAAUAAAGGUAUUUUUAUGUA